Myxocyprinus asiaticus (Chinese sucker) is the source of this 6159-nucleotide messenger RNA. Its product is annotated as N-alpha-acetyltransferase 25, NatB auxiliary subunit-like. The transcript is spliced from 24 exons. Gene Ontology annotation, molecular function: protein-N-terminal amino-acid acetyltransferase activity; protein binding. Gene Ontology annotation, biological process: N-terminal peptidyl-methionine acetylation. The record is from RefSeq and is a predicted model, not a curated record. Gene Ontology annotation, cellular component: NatB complex; cytoplasm. Lineage: Eukaryota; Metazoa; Chordata; Actinopteri; Cypriniformes; Catostomidae. The coding region runs from base 23 to 2950 and encodes 975 amino acids.
AAUAAUCCUGCUCACCUACAUCAUGGCGGCGAGGGGCCAUGUGCAAGACCCCAACGACAGGCGACUGCGACCUAUUUACGAUUACCUGGACAAUGGCAAUAACAAGAUGGCAAUCCAGCAGGCCGACAAACUGCUCAAGAAGCACAAAGAUCUUCACUGCGCAAAGGUCCUGAAGGCUAUUGGUCUGCAGCGCACAGGCAGACAGGAUGAAGCGUUCACGCUGGCACAGGAAGUGGCUGUUCUCGAGCCAACAGACGACAAUUCCCUUCAGGCACUGACCAUCCUCUACAGGGAAAUGCACCGGCCCGAGUUAGUGACCAAGCUGUAUGAAGCGGCAGUCCGGAAGGUUCCGACAAGCGAGGAGUAUCACUCCCACCUCUUUAUGGCCUACGCUCGUGUCGGGGAAUACAAGAAAAUGCAACAGGCUGGAAUGGCGCUGUAUAAAAUUGUCCCCAAAAAUCCCUAUUACUUCUGGUCUGUUAUGAGCUUAGUGAUGCAGGCCAUCUCAGCACAAGACGAGAAGCUCUCUCAGACCAUGUUCCUGCCGUUAGCUGAGCGAAUGGUGGAGAAAAUGGUAAAAGAGGAGAAGAUUGAGGCAGAGGCAGAGGUGCAGCUGUAUUUUAUGAUCCUGGAGCGUUUGGGGAAGUAUGUGGAGGCACUGGAGGUGGUGCAGGGGCCACUUGGAGAGAAGCUGACCAGUGAACUUCAGAGCCGUGAGAACAAAUGCAUGAUGUUGUACCGUCGUCUGGAGCACUGGCCCGAGUGCAACGCUCUCUCCUGCAAACUGCUCCUGAAAAACCCUGAUGACUGGCAAUUCUACUUGAUGUAUUUUGACUCUUUGUUUCACCUGAUCAAUCAGAGCUGGACGCCCUCACAGGAAGGAGCACAUUCUGCAGAAGGGGAGGUGCACUCCUCCGUGGCCCAGGCCAUCAGCUUCAUAGAGGAGCGCUUGAACACAGAGGAGGCGAAAGAGUCCAAACAUCUGAGAGGACCCUAUCUGGCCCGUCUGGAGCUUAUUAAACGCCUCCGAGAACACAGCUGUCCUGAAGCACAGCAGCUAGGUGAACCUCUGGAGCUCAUGUUUCAGAUUUUCGUGAAGUUUGGAGACAAGCCGUGUUGCAUCACAGACCUGAAGAUCUUUGUGGAUCUUUUAAGUCCUAACCAACAUGUGCAGUUUAUAAACAGGCUGAUGGAGGCUGUGCCACUGGGCGCUCCAGGAGAGGAUGGUGUCGCCCUGCCGGCAGACACGCGGGCUCUUCAGAGACACCUCUGUGUGACCCAGCUCAGUCGCUGUCUGGGUUUACAGCAUGCUCUAAACAAGGAGGGCAAACUGGACGUCAUCAAAGAGCUAAAGGCGCAUUACCACCAUGGCUUACAGUUCGGAAAGUCGUGUUUAAAAACGGAGUUACAGUACUCGGAUAUGUACUGUCUGAUGGCAGCGCAUGUCUAUAUAGACCUGUGGACUGAUACAGGUGAUCAGAAUAUGUUAUGGCAGAGUCUGGGGAUGUUAGAAGAAGGUCUCGCUCAUAGUCCCUCUAACGCUCAAUUCAAACUGCUGCUUUUGCUCCUGUACUGCCGUCUGGGGGCAUUCGAGCCUGUGGUAGAUCUUUACUCCAGUCUGGACGCCAAACACGUCCAGCACGACACCAUAGGGUAUUUAUUGACCCGCUAUGCAGAGUCUUUGGGCCAGUUUGCUGCUGCUUCCCAGUCUUUUAACUUCUCCCUCAGGUUUUUUCACUCCAACCAGAAAGAUACCUCAGAAUACAUUAUUCAAGCUUAUAAGUACGGUGCUUUUGAGAAAAUUCCUGAGUUCAUCGCCUUCAGGAACCGACUCAAUCACUCGCUGCACUUCGCCCAGGUGCGCACAGAGAGGAUGCUGCUCGACCUCUUCCUGGAAGCAGACAUAUCAUCUACUUUAGAGGAGAGCGUUAAAGCAAUGUCUCUGUGUCCGGAAGAGGAUGAUGUCCCGUGGGACAACUUAAGGGACAACCGAGACCUGACUGUCCUCGUCAGCUGGAACCCUAAAGAAUGGGAGUUGAAUGAAGAGCACCAGCAGCGUUCUGUCGAGGACGAGACCUUAUGGCUGAAGUUGCGAUCGCUCACUCUGCGUCUGAUUGGCUGCAUCUCGGCAUUGAGUCACCCACCCACGCCUCGUAACUCAGAAAAGACGACUGAGAAUGGAAUUUCAGCCAAACCGUCGUCUCUACAGUCACUGCUGUCCCAACUAGAGAACACACUAAACCAGGCCGUACAGUUUACGGAAAAACACGGACAGCAUCAGUACCCGUUUCUGGGUCCUGUCCAGUCUCGGUUGACUCAGGCUCUGUCCAGCGGUUGCUGUCAGUGUCAGCUGUCCUCUCUACAACUUCCUCUCCACCUCCAGGAGCUCGAGACCGCCGGUCUAGAUGAAUCAACGGAGCUUCAGACACAAAUCUCAAAUCUUUUCAAGUCUUUAACAGUACAACUUCAAGGCAUGUUGGAAAAAUGUAAAGGUGACCUGUUUGAAGUUAAAGAUGGUCAAAGCAAGACACAGCCCUCCCUAAUAGAAAACCUAGUCUACUUUGUUGAAACCAUUAGUAUCAUCCUGUGGGUGUGUAAUUACUGUGGUAGUGUUCUCCGACCCCUAAAGUCCAGCUUACAAAAGAAGAAGAAAAAGAAAAAAGACUGCAGCAUCGUUACGCCGAUAGUGCUGACAGGCUUCCAGGAGUUCAAUGGCAGCUUGCAGAGUCUCCUAAGCCAGUCCAUAGAACUCAUAAAGAGACAGGAAACCAGCCUGAUUGCACUUAAGCUGGGGUCCCUUACUCUGGACGGACAAACCCAGACUGAGGCGGAGGCGACCUUCACGAAGAGCGCAAUCGAUAAGGUGCAGAGCAGCUACCUGCGUUCACUGCAGGAGAUUGGGGAACUGUUGAAGAAGCGAGUGGACACGUUGAAAUCCCUCAAAAUCUGAGAGCUCCAUCAAUCCACCAACCAAUCCAGUCCCUGACCUGCACGGCUCCAUGCGGUGGCGUCCUCUGUCCCUAACACGUCCUUAUGUCUUUCUGUCUCUGUAUGAAUGCAAAGUCUGUGAACUCAACAAGUCGAGCCUACCGGAGUCUCCCUUGUCUUACCUUCUUUACCUUUUAUUUAUGUCUCAUUACUCGCAUACAGAUGCAGGCACACUGUAAAGUUCAACAACGGCUUCAGCACAAAUGUGUACGGUGCUCCAAGCAGCACUUUUAAGUGGAAAAAUAAACUUCAUAUCCCUAGCAAAACUACAUAGGCGAACGAACAAGCAGUUUUAGAAGUACUGCUAUAAAUUAUUGUACAUAGUGUGAAGAUAAAGAUCAACAAGAACUCCUUGAUUAAUUAAAUUGAACUGCUUUUUCCUUGUCGAUGUCUUGCGUUAUUGUCUCAAUAUAACUUCCCAGCCAUAGACCACGCCGAAAGCACCCAACACUCCAAAGUGAGACCCCUAUCGGUGCCACUGCGUAUCUCAAGUAACCAACAUCGAGACUUCGAUCCAACUUCCAUGCUGACACUUUCCGCAAUGUGUUUACGUAGCUAUUCGCGAUGCAUUAGCUCGACAUUUUCGCACAACAGCCAAGAGCUACAUAGUUGGAAGGAGAUCAGAUGUGUUGCGUACAUUUUUGGGAAAACGCAUGAUGGUGAUCAGGGCGGGGUGAUGUAACAAUCCUAUAAACGAUUUUUUCAGACGCUUUCAUCAGUAUAUUUGUUCCCAAAUCAGCUAAUGUUGGGUGCUUAUAUUACGAUAUUGUUUGUAUGUUACAAAUGACAUUACUUGAGUCACAAACAUUCGAAAUGUAGCUUUCCCUACGGUUUGUUCUGACAAAGCAUUGGAUUUGUCACCAAAUACAUCAACGUAACAGCAUUGACUGCUACAUUAAAGAUGCUGAUGUCUAUGGAACAUGGCGAGAGUUUAAAUUGAUUUGCGUUAAGGUUCAAAGAUCAAAUUUGAAAUUAAUUUAAUGCUUAAAUAUACAAAUGAAUGGUUUUGUCAAUGGUUGGUUGAAUCGUUUACGUUUGAACUCAUAAAACUUGCACUGAUUGUCCCUUAAAUUGUGAGGUUGUAUUAUUAUUGAUACCAAAAACAUCAAAAUUAGCCUUGCAUUAGCGCCACAUAAGCAUGGUAGAGAUAGGUUUUUAUAAGACUGAAUUGUUGAUGUCUAACGGAAAGUGCAACUGUUUACAAUGUUUUCGAACACGAAUCAUGUUUAUAGUGAUAUCGCGUGUUAAACGGUGUUCUGCAAUCUAUGAGCUUUCACUGCUUUAUACCUGGGGGCGGGGGGGAUAGAUGCUUUUCUCUUUUGUCAAGCUUUUUUAUUAUUUUAAUUAAAGAAGAGGAUAGAGGACCGCUUGUGCAAUGAACGAUCCUUCUGUUGAUCCGGCCUCUGGAAUGUCCAAUAUUUCAGAACUGAAGGGCUCAUACUACAUUCUCACGGUCACAAACAACGAGGAUGACAACAUUUCUGAACUGAGGAGAUCAUUUGGAGAUGUCAAGAGGGGGUUGGAAAUGGGUCAGCUGUUUAUUUCUUUUGUUUGGGAAAUUGAUUAAAAACAAAGACACUGGAAUGUGAAAAGGAGUUUUUUUUUUGUUUUGUUUUUUUUUUUUUUAAAUAAAAUGUAAAUGUUCCACAUGUCGUGUCCACAUUUGCUUUCUUGUUUUAUUUAUUUUAAUUUUGUGUGCACAUAGUUUGGCAUUAGAAAUGAGUCGGGUUGGUUUAUAUGGUUUUAAUUAGCAUUAUAGUCAUAUUGCUUUUUUGUUUUUAAAUUAACAUGAUUUUUUUUUUUUUUUUUAUAAAUAUUCCUGAUCUUUUUGUGAAUAAUUCAUUGGUGCAUGUCAUUCCAAAAUCAAAUGGAAUGACAUCACCAAGCCCGAUUAUUAUUGAACCACUCCCCUCGAAUGACCUGACCAACCACUGGGCAGUGCCAUGAGGAUUCUGAUUUGCCAUUGGAUUGUUUUCUUGUUCUGGUCUCCAUAAGAAGCCAUGUAAAAAAAAAAAAAUACAGAAAUGAGCGUUGCAGACAGAACAACAACCAUUUGAUUGUCUUAACGUGAAGAGGUUUAUGAUAUCAACGUAACUAGCCUUGUGAAUUUGCUUCAUGUCAUCUACCCACUCCUUAAUCUUUGAAGGGUGAAUCGCUGUAAAACAAACAAACAAAAAAAGGUCAUUGCGACUCCGUAAAGUAUCGCCAAUAUGGAGCCACUUGUUUGUUUUUCUAUUUGUCAAUUUUUACAAAUUCAAUUCGUUAAAAAUCACAUUACCGGCGUAAAGCCGAUGCAAGUGAAUACACUGUUUUUUUCACUUGGAAGUGAAGCCAUUACGUAUGUAAAUAUACAUUACAUAGGCUACAUUUUGAGAUCAUCAUGGAACGCUGUUUCAUGUUAAAUUUAAAAACGAUUUUAUCUUAAAAUAUUGACUGAUUGGCGGGGUUUCAUUUCAUUAAAGGAUUUUGACACUUCCAAAUGAAAAGUAACUUGUUUAACAUCACAUCUGAAUGUUGUACUUAGGCGAAAUUUAACUUUAUGUCAGAACAAAUUGGAUCGUAAAAACUGGUUGAGAGUAAACCAGAUACAGUUAUUCAAAUAACUACGACAACUUUACGUUAAACUGCCGUGCCUCAACACAGGCCCUUCGGAUUAUUAUAUUACACGUACAAUUAUAUAAUACAUUCCUUUAAUAUCACUGAAUUUAAAAGAAAAUAAAUUGCUUCAUUCUGUUAUUUUUGUGACAGGAUCUGGUGAUUGUGAUCUACAAAAAAUGUUCACAGCGAUUUUGGAGGUAAAUCUGUAGACUCAAACUUACAAAAAAUGCGUUAAACUGAGAUGCGAGUGGCCUAUUAUUACCAGUGUUGGGUGUAAUGCAUUACUAAGUAAUUAAUUACUGUAGUUACUUUUUCAUUGAAUAAAGUAAGGGAUUACUCUUAAUUUUGCAGUAAUUACAGUUACUUCUGAUGUAAUUGUGUUAAAUACUGUAUAGACUACAAAACAAUUCUAUAUAAAACUAUAGUGAAUUUAAAAUCGAAAUUUAAUGUCAAAUGUUAAAAUUUGUUUUCUAAUUUAACGCUGCCCCUUUAAAUUCUUUGUCCAGUUCAUGAAUAAUGUAUUUGAUUUUAUAUGAUUCAUGUGAAAGAAUUAAAAGAACAGUUUCAUCUCUA